UGGGGCCUCACUGGGAGGCUGAUGGGAGAGUUUUGGCUGGAAUGGGUUGCAGGUCUCCAGCACCAGGAAACCCCUUCCCCAGAGGGCUCAAGACAAGUCUCAAAGGGGCACCAACAGCCCAGCCACUUCAUGAUGGACUCCAUUUCUAGACCAGUUACUGAGUUUUGCCUUGAUCUCUACAAAAAGCUCAACAGAAGUGCAGAGGACACAAAUAUUGUCUUCUCUCCAAUGAGCAUCUCUGUUGCCCUGGCCCUGAUCCACCUUGGUGCGAAAAACAACACUGCUGCUCAGAUAGAAAAAGUGCUCCAUGUCAGGAAAGCUGGAGGAAGAAUGAGGCUUGGAUAUGAUCACGAGAGUGCAGCCGCAGAAAUGGAGCCAGAAGGAAGCCUGGAGAGUCAGCCUUCCUUCUCAGAGUGUAACAAGGAGGGAGACCUUAACCAUAAAGUGUUCCAGGAGCUGCUUUUACAACUACAAAACCUCGGUGACAAAUAUGUUUUAACCUUGGCCAACAAUCUCUUUAUACAACAGGGAUUUGAACUCCAGCAGCAAUUUCUGAUGUGUAGCAAGGAACUGUAUGGAGCAAUGCUGGAAACAGUGAACUUUCAUGGUGCUGUUGAAGCUGCCAGAAGAAAAAUUAAUGCUUGGGUUGAAAGUGAGACACAAGGUAAAAUCAAGGAACUCUUUGCACCUGGUGUGAUUGAUGUACAUGCAUUGCUGGUGCUUGUGAAUGUAAUCUACUUCAAAGCAUCCUGGGAACACAAGUUUAAAGAAGAAAAAACUGUUCAGAGGGAUUUUAAACUGAAUCAGGGCAGAAAGAAACCUGUGCAGAUGAUGUAUCAGAAAGGAAAAUUUAAACUGGGCUAUCUUGAGGAGGUGGGUGCUCAGAUCCUUGAACUCCCUUAUGCCCAGAAUUCACUGAGCAUGAUCAUCCUGCUGCCAGGUGAUGUGGCUGAUGGCUCUGUCAGUGGGCUGGAGCAGAUUGAAAGCAGAAUCACCUAUGAAAAUUUAUUGCUGUGGGCCUCCUCAGAGAACAUGUUUGAGACAACAGUGGAGGUUUACCUGCCCCGAUUCAAGCUGGAAGCCACCUUUAACCUCAAUGAGGUUUUGCAAGAGAUGGGGAUGACCGACAUCUUCACUGAAUCGAAAGUUGACCUGUCUGCAAUGACCUCUGCAAAAUCUCUGGUGCUGUCAAAUGUUGUCCACAAGGCGUACGUGGAAGUCAACGAGGAAGGCACCGAGGCGGCGGCUGGCACGGGAGCUUCCAUUGUGAGGAGGUCUCUGCCUCUCACAGAGGUGUUCAUGGCUAAUCACCCUUUCUUGUUCUUUAUUAGACACAAUCCUACCAAUGCUAUUGUUUUCUUUGGCAAACUCUGUUUGCCUUAAAAUCAGGGCCAUGUUCUAACACUGUGAGGAACACCUGGAUGAAAAGCAGAAAUGGUAUUUUUCUCCCAAAUGGUUUCUUAUUACUUUGACAGCUAGUUUGUACUUCAAAAUAAUCACUGCAGACCGUUUGGUUUAGAAUCUAUGAAUUGGAUACUCUGCCACUAGGCUUCUUGAAUUGUAAAUAUUGGUAUGAAUCCAGAAUAUGAGUAAAUUUUACCUUAAGGUCACUGGAUAUGAAUAACAUUUUGUUUCCUUAAUGUGCGCAUGUGCUCAUGGUGACAAUAGGAUUGAGAUGGGGAGGGACCUCUGGAGAUCAUCUGGUCCACCUCCUCUGCAUGAGCAGGGCCAUCUACAGCUGGUUGUCCAAGACCAAGUCUUGGAUGCCUUUUGGGCAUCUCCAAAGAUGGAGACUCCACCACCUGUCUGGACAAGCUCUCCUAAGUCUGAAAGAGAAUUUUGUAUGCAUGGUGUCUGCAGGAAAAGGAUAAAAAAAAACAUGUAAUCCUAAAAAUUAUUUACACGGUAUAGAAGGCUGUCUUUUAUAUGAGGAUAAAUCAAAUUAUUUAUCUCAAAGUCUCAAAGAAUAGGAAGGAAAUGGUCUAAAAGCAUCCCACUGAAGUUAUCGAUAUGGAACGCUGUAGCAGUGAACUUCCAAGAAAUGUGUUUUCCUUUUCCCAUGUUGCUGUGUGGUGAAUUUAAAAGUUCUGAGAUGCAAAUCUGAGCAGACAGAUCUCUCUUCAUGCUUUGACAAAUGAGGAAAGGUUUUUAAAGUGCAGUAUAGAUCAUGGAAAUCACAGUUAAACAUUACCUGGGAAUGUUUGUGGGGAAAAAAAAUUAAACUUUCCAGCUGGUAGGGAGACAUUACUGGUAGUUUACUGGUUUUAACAUAAGUGAUGUCUUCCUCAGAGGAAUGAGGUUUAACAAAUUAACAUUUGUAAUGUGCUUUUAAAAUAUAUAUAUAAUGGAGAAUAAGUGAAUAACAUGUUUAAUGCACAGAAUUA
Parus major (Great Tit) is the source of this 2384-nucleotide messenger RNA. Its product is annotated as serpin B11-like. Bases 22 to 1383 code for a protein of 453 amino acids. The transcript has 8 exons. The record is from RefSeq and is a predicted model, not a curated record. Gene Ontology annotation, biological process: negative regulation of endopeptidase activity. NCBI's taxonomy places the organism in Eukaryota, Metazoa, Chordata, Aves, Passeriformes, Paridae. Gene Ontology annotation, molecular function: serine-type endopeptidase inhibitor activity.